GCCCCACCCACUUGGGAUUAAAUUAUUUCUUUUUUUUUUUUUUAAUGCAGGAAUUAAAUUGUUCAAAUAGCUAUAAAAUCGUAGCAGCGGCGGAAAUCCGAAUCAAGAUACCGGUUUCUGAGCUUUAGGACAGCCGCCCUGAUUUUUAUUUUGAUUUCUCGGCCGGCCAAAAUCAACGAUGAUUCACUUUGUGCUUCUAAUUAGUCGGCAAGGGAAAGUUAGGUUGACAAAAUGGUAUUCUACUUAUACUCAGAAGGAAAGAACAAAGGUUAUCCGCGAGCUCAGUGGAGUGAUUCUCACAAGAGGGCCCAAACUCUGUAAUUUUGUGGAAUGGAGAGGAUUUAAAGUCGUUUAUAAAAGAUAUGCUAGUCUUUACUUCUGCAUGUGCAUUGACCAGGAUGACAAUGAAUUGGAGAUUCUAGAAAUUAUUCAUCACUAUGUUGAGAUUCUUGACCGAUACUUUGGCAGUGUCUGUGAAUUGGACUUGAUCUUCAACUUUCAUAAGGCCUACUACAUAUUGGAUGAAAUAUUGAUUGCUGGUGAACUUCAAGAGUCGAGCAAGAAAACUGUUGCACGAUUAAUAGCUGCACAGGAUUCACUGGUGGAGACCGCAAAAGAGCAGGCCAGUUCCAUUAGCAAUAUAAUUGCACAGGCCACGAAGUAGGUUAUGACGAGUGAUUGCCAUUUGUCUUGGGUUGAUUUUGGAGUAUCAUCUGUACUAAAUUCAUUUUGAAUUUCAUUUUGAGAACUGAAUUGUAUGUUAUGAAUGUAGGUAGAUCUGAAAGAUUUUGUAGAAUUGACAGCUUUUCAUAUCACACAUAUUAUCCUAUGUAUAUGGUCAUAUAUUUGGGUUUCAAGCGUGAGUUUGGUGGCUACAGUCCUCAGUCCUUGUUGAUUUUGUUCAUUUUGAAUUUGAUAUUUUCAUUGUUGUCUUUUACUGGCAUCAGCCCAGAGGAAUAUUAAAAUGAUGCAUUGGCCCUGUGCCGUGGCCGAGUCCAUAUUUAACCAUAUGAGG
Messenger RNA from Durio zibethinus, 1015 nucleotides. Its product is annotated as AP-1 complex subunit sigma-1-like. The record is from RefSeq and is a predicted model, not a curated record. Gene Ontology annotation, molecular function: clathrin-cargo adaptor activity. Gene Ontology annotation, cellular component: AP-1 adaptor complex; membrane coat. NCBI's taxonomy places the organism in Eukaryota, Viridiplantae, Streptophyta, Magnoliopsida, Malvales, Malvaceae. Gene Ontology annotation, biological process: vesicle-mediated transport; intracellular protein transport.